Molecule: messenger RNA, 1401 nt
Organism: Heterobasidion irregulare TC 32-1
Lineage: Eukaryota; Fungi; Basidiomycota; Agaricomycetes; Russulales; Bondarzewiaceae
Exons: 4
Coding region: 1-1401 (466 amino acids)
Cellular component (GO): nucleus
Molecular function (GO): protein binding
Source: RefSeq, a predicted model, not a curated record
AUGAACGAAAGCAUUAUCAACAACUUGAUUCAUACAUCGUCGCCCGGUCCUUCCCCUCCAAUUCAACUUGUUCAUGAUCCAAUUGCUAGGAACAGGACAGUCGCUUCCUCCAAUGUCGACAAAGGCAAGCUGUUGAUCUCAGUUUUGCCCUUGUCGACUGCCUUACUACCCUCCGAGAAGGGCCAGCGAUGCGACUUCUGUCACAGAUUGCGAUCCAGCAUGACAAACCUAUAUAAGUGUAGUGGGUGUGCUUCAUAUUGGUACUGUGGCUCCAACUGUCAGACAGAAGCAUGGAACAAUAAUCACAAACGAAUAUGUAAAUCAUAUCCACAGUUUGCAGCUUCACCUGUGUAUGAGCAGCUGGGAUCGUAUGGAAGAACGGAAGCCCUACUAUUCUCGCAUCUCGUCGCAGAAUUUGUCACGCCCAAAACGACUUUUGCUGAUACAAACGAACCGAUUUCGGCGUUCUCAAUCUUCAAAUCUUUGAUGCCACAGAAAUCAGUCCCAACUGCCAUCCCACCCUUGUCAUUUCAGCCAACACCGGCCUUCACAUCGUUGCGGUUGCUAAACGACUUGUACGCACGUUUCGGGAACAACAACUUUGUCAUCCAUUCGCACCUCUCAUCAAUCGCGCAUGGUAUAUUCCCGCUAUCAAGCCGUCUCUUCAACCAUUCUUGUACACCCAAUGCUGCACCGAGAUAUAGUUACGCAGCGGGCAGGCCUGUGAGGAUGGAGAUUGUGACCCUGCGGCCCAUACUCGAAGGCGAAGAGAUCACGAUCCCGUAUCUUGAUCCCGCACUCCCGUUUUCUGAUCGUCAACAAACCUUACAGAUAAGUUACGGAUUCAAUUGCUCUUGCCCCCUCUGUCAUUUGGGAUCGAACCUUGACGAAACGCUACCGGCUCCGGAUAAUGAUCAGCUGACAAAGCUCAAGGACCCACUCUACGAGUUCACUGGCUGUCUUCUCAACCGGCAGCCUUCCCUGCCCAACAGCCUCCAAAACUACGCGAAUAUACCGAAAUCUCUUUUACCAUUUUUGCAUCCGUCUGUCCUUCUAAAGAUGUCAGAAUCUUUUAGUCAGGCUGCGCAUGGGGAUAGUAUAUCGGCUGCUCUAGAUGUGGGGCAUACCCUCCUGGCGGUUUACUUCCUGAUCUAUCCACCAAAUUACCCACAGAUCGGUAUGCAUGCCCUAGAAAUGGCGAAGACAGCGUGGAAUGCGGUUGUGACGGACGAUACCGCCCCCACCACCAAAUGUCUUGCUCAUGCCCAAUGGUACCUUCUGGCCGCUUGUGAAAUUCUUGAAAUCUACGGUCCCGAGGGCGAUGAAGGUGGCCCCUUAGAGGAGUCGAGGUUGUUACGAAACCUCCUGGAGGAGGAACUUCGUGCUGCGAACUCGCAGUAA